CUCCACUCGCUCUGCCCUUCCUCUUUUUUGUAAUUCAUCUGCCCCUUUUCGUUUGGCACUACACUUACUUCACGAUAGUGCUAUCUGCUGGAAGCUCUUGAACUACAGUUUGCCACGAGAUUUGCUGCCGCCCCUCAUUCUUACUUAGUUCGCGCCACAAUGGCGUCUCCGGCUACCAAGAAAGCGAUCGCUGAAGCGGCUGCUCAGUACGCAAAGCCAGAAGGGAGGAUUUUCCAAUAUGGCACUGCAGGAUUCCGCAUGAAGGCUGAUCUCCUCAACACCGUCGUCUUCACUGUCGGUUUGCUUGCGGGCCUUCGUUCCAGGAAGCUUAGCGGACAAUGGGUUGGUGUCAUGGUCACCGCCAGUCACAAUCCUGCAGAGGACAAUGGCGUUAAGCUCGUCGACCCCAUGGGCGAAAUGCUGGAGGCCGAAUGGGAGACCUAUGCGACCAGACUUGCCAAUGCACCCCUCGACAAGGUCGGGGAUGUUUAUGAAGAGCUUAUCAAGGAGAUUGAUGUCAGCAUGGAGAAUCAAGCUCGCGUUGUCUUCGCCCGUGACACUCGCGCGUCUGGCUCUCGUCUCGUCUCAGUUCUUAACGCCGCACUCACCGCUACGGAAGUCGAGUUCCUUGAUCUGAAAUUUAUGACCACCCCCCAGCUCCACUAUGUUGUUCGGUGCAAGAACACUCUAGGCACACAGUACGAAUAUGGCGAGCCCACUGAGCAGGGAUACUACGAGAAACUUGCCGAGGCUUUCAAGAGAGUGAUGCGGGGCGUCAAGGUCAAGGGCUCUUUGACCGUCGACUGUGCCAAUGGUGUCGGUGGGCCAAAGCUCAGGGAGCUUAUCAAGUAUCUGCCCGCUGUGGAGGAAGGUGGCUUUGACAUCAAGGUCAUCAAUGACGACGUUAUCAACCCCGAUAGCCUGAACUUCGAGUGCGGUGCCGAUUAUGUCAAGACGAAGCAACGCGCUCCCCCAUCGUCCAAGGCCGGUGUUCUCGAGCGUUGUGCCUCAUUGGACGGCGAUGCCGACCGUAUUGUAUACUACUUCGUUGAUGAGAGCAACGUGUUCAGGUUGCUUGAUGGCGAUCGUAUCGCUACCCUUGCUGCAUCGUUCAUUGGAGAUCUUGCUCGCAGUGCUGGAAUUGCACAGAAGCUCAAGAUUGGAGUCGUUCAGACCGCUUAUGCCAACGGAGCCAGCACUGAUUAUAUCGAGAAAGUGCUAAAGCUUCCCUCUGUUUGCACAAACACUGGUGUGAAGCACCUUCACCAUGCCGCUUUGCGGUUCGAUGUCGGUGUCUACUUCGAGGCCAACGGACACGGUACGAUUACAUUCUCUGAGAGUGCUUUGAAAACCAUCAAGAGCACGGAGCCUCAGUCUCCUGCGCAGCAGCGCUCGCUUGAGUGCCUUCAGGCUCUCACCGAUUUGAUCAACCAGGCUGUCGGUGACGCCAUCUCUGACAUGCUUCUCGUCGAGGCUAUUCUUGCUCACAAGGGCUGGAGUCCUAAGGAGUGGCUUGCUACUUACACCGAUCUGCCCUCUCGCCUUGUUCGUGUCGAGGUUGCGGAUCGCUCAAUUUUCAAAGCCUAUGACGCUGAGCGUAAACUCGAGUCACCACCCGGCCUCCAAGCCGAGAUUGAGUCCCUGCAAUCUCGGUACAACAAGGGAAGGAGUUUCGCUCGUGCAAGUGGUACGGAAGAUGCUGUGCGCGUCUACGCCGAAGCGGCAAGCCGUUCUGAGGCCGACGAUCUCGCUACCCGUGUCGCCAAUGCAGUUCGUGAAGCCGGUGCUCCCAAGGAGACUUCGGCCUAGGCUUCUUAUGGGUCUAACCAGCUAGGGGCACAUUGCCAGUCUAUGACGGCUCAAAUGGGUGAGCUGGAGAAUAACAGUAUAAAAUCUGUACGUGCAGUGCAGAUUUGCUGUGGGAUAUCGAGUUCUUAGAUCCCCUGGGAACUUGGUCAAUGAAUUCAUGAUCUUAACUUAAUUCGCACAUAAGCAGAAGAAUUUGCAUGUCACUUUGCGCAUAUCUAUAGCACCUUGUCAUCUGUUUCCACCCGAUAUACAGACAUUAUAUAUUUCGGCUAUGCCGUCGAUUUCUCCUCUGCUAUUGCAUCCCGCAUCUACUAGAAGGCCAUGAAAAGCGAAGUUCCCAUCAUGCUAUAGAACGAUACCUUC
Molecule: messenger RNA, 2172 nt
Organism: Aspergillus homomorphus CBS 101889
Lineage: Eukaryota; Fungi; Ascomycota; Eurotiomycetes; Eurotiales; Aspergillaceae
Gene: agm1
Product: phosphoacetylglucosamine mutase PCM1
Exons: 6
Coding region: 160-1809 (549 amino acids)
Biological process (GO): UDP-N-acetylglucosamine biosynthetic process; carbohydrate metabolic process
Molecular function (GO): phosphoacetylglucosamine mutase activity; magnesium ion binding
Source: RefSeq, a predicted model, not a curated record